GUGGCAAAAAAAUAAUUGAUUAUUAAGCAAAAAUGUUUUAAUUGAGAAUUAACAGGGGAUUAGUUGUAACUGAUCGUGGGGUUGCUUCUAAAAACGAAAAUGGGGCCUGGGAAAGGGAAACUCCUUCCUCCUCCUCUAGUUUUCUCUGGAAACCAAAACAAACCAUAGGGAAGAAAAGAAACGAACUCCUCUUUCUUGCUUUCCUCCCUCGCCUCUCUUUCCGAGAUACGAAAAUCUUCAUAUCAGAUCUGCUUCUUUCUCGUUAAUACUCUCAGCUUCUACUUCUUACCCCUAUCCCGUGUUCUUUCUAGAAAUCGAGAAAACCGCCAAAAAGAAAGCCACGAUGAUGCUCCGAAUAGCCCUCAAAUCGACGAUAAGUCAAGAUUCGACGCUUGCAUGUUCAUUUUCAUGGUUUGAUUCUGAUUUUUGCUGGGAUUCUAACCUAUUUUUUUUGUUUUCUGGGUUCUGUUUACGGAUGAGGGGAGAAGAAGAGGUCAACAUCGGCAAACUCUGCUGACGCGGUGGAGGCAGCUCAAAUCGUGAGUUUUCUUUCUGUCCUAGGUAUAUUUUUUCUGAUGGGAUUCUGAUUUUCUUUUUGGGGAUUUUGUUGGUUUCGAUCAUGGAUGAGGGAAAGAAGCAGCGGGAACGAAAGGAAGAAGAGGGUCGCCGCCGGCAUCUCUGUUUUUUACCGGCGGCGGCGACAAUGACAAGAGGUGGACUUUUGUUUUGGUAAGUUUUUGGGAUUGGAUAAUUGAUGUUUGUUUGUUUGAGAUAUGAGGGCUGAUUUUGUUUAUGAAUUGGAGAAAUUGGGUUCAUUUGUGGUUAUGAAUCCUGAAAUUGGAGAUGGGGAUUUGCUUAUGGGAUUGGGGUUGUUCAUGGUGGUUGGUUUCUGAAAAUUGUGUGGUGUUUAUGAAUGGAUUUGCUUCUGUUUUUGGGGAGGUUACAUAGUUUGGAAAAUUUGUGUUGGAUGGCGGAAGUUUGGAUUAAAAGAAGACAUGCAUCAUUCGAUUAAAAUCAAACAGUAUAAUCAUCCCAAGUCAUUACAAUCAUGAUCCCUAACACAUGGAGGGUUCUUCAUACCCAAGUGAGAGAAGGGUUCUCCUUCAUAGAGAGAAAGGGGAAAACAGAAUACAAAGCAUUCAUACUCAUCAAGAUGGGAAGAAUCUGCUCUGGGAUGAUGAUUUCCACUCCUCUGAUGAUCUCCAAGCUCGAUUUGAUGAAACCCAUCUCCAAGAUCGCUUCUAGGAUGUGUUCUUCGCACUUUCUCUCUCUAGGGCUCUGUUUUUGCUCUGAAAAGUCGAUUUCCUCACUUGUGGCUCGAAUUUGGGUUAAAACCAGAAUUCCCGACUCAUACUGGCAGGUCACACGGCCGUGUGGCUUACCCAGAUGCCCGUGUGAGAGUCAAAACGCCGAGUUUCGAUUGAUUGGACUUCAGGCUACCUACACGGUCAGGGACACACGGCCGUGUAGGAUCUCCAGUCUCCCCCUGUGAAGCCUCGCACAAUCCCACACGGCCACAUUGGUUCCUUACACGGCCGUGUGUGUUUAAUGAGUGCCCGUGUGGCUUCCUCAGCGACUCGCCACAUGUUCGAUCUUCGUCCAAUCGACCCCGAACUCGCUCCCAAACCUUUAUUCACGUACUAGGACCUAAAAUAUCACAAACAAGCACAACCUAGCGUGAAAUUGAUCUAUAACACGAGAAUCAACAUCUCAAAUGGCUCAAGAAUAGGGGUAAAAACAUGUGCAAUUAACGGCGCCAAAAACUUAACACGCCAAAACACAACACCAAACUGUGACCAAGUGUAAUCGCAGUCCGGGAAUGCAGUAAAGUGGCAAGUUCUAAAUAUCAACACGGGGUCUAGAUCUGCUGCCUACUCCGUGAUUAUCUAUUAUCUAGCAAACUAAGUCGAUUGAUUAUGGUCUUAACUAAAAGCAAAAGAAGAGUCACUCGGGAAUGAGUCCCCCUAGCUCCUUAGUUAGGUCUCAGUUGUAAUUACCCUGGGUUGAUUUACUGUUGAUUAGACUGGGGAAGAUCCGACAGUAGCUUGGAAUCUCCUAAGCUGACCAAGCCCUCUCAGUCUAACUACCCGGCAGACGACUAGUCUUCACAGGGAUAGAAAGUUGAAGCAAUAAGCACAGAACUCCACUACUGGAAUUGGAUUCCAGUACAAAGCAGUAAACUGGCUAACUCUCGUAUAACCAAUCCACUACUAACGAAAGAUGAAGCUCUAACAACCUAAUCAGAUUCUAUCUAUCUCAAGUUGCAGCAGAAAUCAAGAAAAGCUGAUCAGACUUCAAUUAAUUCAAUGAAACAUGCAUCAUUCGAUUAAAACCAAACAGUAUAAUCAUCCCAAGUCAUUACAAUCAUGAUCCCUAACACAUGGAACUAGGGUUCUUCAUACCCAAGUGAGAGAAGGGUUCUACUCCAUAGAGAGAGAGGGGAAAACAGAAUACAAAGCAGUCAUACUCAUCAAAAUGGGAAGAAUCUACUCUGGGAUGAUGAUUUCCACUCCUAUGAUGAUCUCCAAGCUCGAUUUGAUGAAACCCAGCUCCAAGAUCGCUUCUAGGAUGUGUUCUUCGCACUUUCUCUCUCUAGGGCUCUGUUUUUGCUCUGAAAAGUCAAUUUCCUCAAUUGUGGCUCGAAUUUGGGUUAAAACCAGAAUUCUCGACUCACACGGGUAGGCCACACGACCGUGUGGCUUACCCAGAUGCCCGUGUGAGACUCAAAACGCUGAGUUUCGAUUAAUUGGACUUCAGGCUACCUACACGGCCAGGGACACACGGCCGUGUAGGAUCUCCAGUCUGCCCAUGUGAAGCCUCGCACAAUCCCACACGGCCACAUUGGUUCUUUACACGGCCGUGUGGGUUUUAUGAGUGCCCGUGUGGCUUCCUCAGCGACUCGCCACACGUCCGAUCUUCGUCCAAUUGACCCCGAACUCGCUCCCAAACCUUCAUUCACGUACUAGGACCAAAAAUAUCACAAACAAGCACAACCUAGAAUGAAAUCGGUCUAAAACA
Linum trigynum is the source of this 3018-nucleotide messenger RNA. The record is from the annotation of a GenBank genome assembly. Lineage: Eukaryota; Viridiplantae; Streptophyta; Magnoliopsida; Malpighiales; Linaceae.